GCUUGCUUUUGGUUUUCGACCCUCAUCUUCGUUUCACAUGAGUCAUGUUACGUUCUGAGCUGAGUAACUGCUGGGGCUAUUUUUACUCCAGCUCAGCAAAGCUUCCUUCUCGCUGCCGCCACCGCCACUGCCGCUCGCUGUGGACCCGGGGGCAAAGGAUGGGGACACGAGUGCGGGAGACAGCACCAGUGGCUCCACUUUGAGGCUUGUCAAGGCUCAGCGCACGCACACAAACACACACUCACAACCCAGAGCAAAAACAUUUGCUCUCACCUGUCUCCAAACCCAAAGCAAACCUCCCGAUCAAGCCAACUCUUGGAACGAGAAGGCACCCGAGCCAGAAUCUAAUGUAAGGGGAAGAAAUUCAGUGCACACUGGCAACUUUUCUCUAAAAAGCGAGUGGCAAAAAGGAAGGAAAGGAGCAUUUUAAGAAGAGGACAACUUAAGGAAGAAGAUUUCAUUUUUUGGAUUUCACUCCAAACUUUGGAAAAGUUUUUUUUUCCUUUUAGUUACUAUUCUGUGCACCUUCUUCUAAGAACAUUGAGACAUUGUUACCUGCAUGUAAAAGCUUUUACAGGUACAUAUUUUUUUUAAAAGGGAAGAAAACCAAGAGGAAACCAAGAGGGAUGUGGACCACCUAGCCAAAGGCACCACUGAAGCAUCCCUUGCGCCAAGGGGGACCCAGACUCUGGAUGUGCAUAAUUCCGAGGGACUGCAUUUUUUUCCCACCGGGCUUAUGAGAUAGCGCAGAGGCAGGCGAGUCACCGAGAAUUACUUGUCUCCCCUCACCACCAGCACCAGCACCUCCACGUCCUCCUCCAAGGGCUCCCGCGGCUCUCCCACCUCCUCCCGGCUCGCAGGGGGGACCCCAUACCCGAAGACAUUUAUGAGAUUUUGGGUGGCAGCUCAGUGCACUCCAUCAGUGAUCUCCAGCGUGCCCUGCGGAUAGACUCCGUAGAGCAGGACAGCUCGAGCCUGAGCCUGAAUGCAUCUCAGCCUGAUCAAAGCCCUGUGGCCCUGUCUCGAGAGCGACGAAGCCUAGAUGCUCUGGCAGCAGCAGAGACGGCUGUCCUGGCCGAGUGCAAGACACGGGAGGUGGUGUUCGAAAUCUCCCGCGCCAUGGUGGACAGCACCAACGCCAACUUUGUGGUGUGGCCGCCCUGCGUGGAGGUGCAGCGCUGCUCUGGCUGCUGCAACAACCGCAACGUGCAGUGCCGCCCCACGCAGAUCCGCGUCCGGCCCGUCCAGGUGAACAAGAUCGAGUUUGUCCAGAGGAAGCCAAAAUUCACAAAAGUCAUUGUGCCUUUGGAGGACCACGUGCAGUGUCGGUGUGAAGCUGUGUUCCGACCGCCCCCCAGGAACAUCCGUCCAGGGCCACGGGAACAGAGACGCUUGUCCCCGGCGUUCACCACAGCCGCUGUCUCACAGAGGCGGCGAGUACGCCGGCCGCCGGCACAGAAGAGGAAACAUAAGAAGUACAAGCAUGUCAACGAUAAGAAAGUGCUGAAAGAAAUCCUCAUAGCAUAGAAGUGCUGGCCGGGGAGAGAGAGCACAAGGCAGGUUUAUUUAAUAUAUUUGCUGUAUAGCCCCCAUGGGGUCCUUGGAAUGAUAACUUUUCCUCUUUGUCCAUCUGCCUCGACGUCUGAUUCAGACGGCAAUUGGUGCUUCCCUUUCCAUCAGUGGACCUUCUCCCACCAAAGCCUCCCUUUCAUUUAUUAGCAUAAUUUUAAAGUUUAACACACACACACACAAAAGGACAAGGAUGUCCUACAUAUAUAUAUAUGAGAAAAGAACAAAGUACAAAUAAAACCAUGAAUGCCAACAGCCACAGCUUGCGAUGAGAACAGGACAAUUCCUUCCCUGCUACGAAGGACAGGAUGGAAAA
Zonotrichia albicollis (white-throated sparrow) is the source of this 1885-nucleotide messenger RNA. The record is from RefSeq and is a predicted model, not a curated record. NCBI's taxonomy places the organism in Eukaryota, Metazoa, Chordata, Aves, Passeriformes, Passerellidae.